AUGGAAAAAAAGAAUGGUGACGGAGUGGAAGCACACACAAGCGGAAUAAAAGUUGAAGAUUCUGAAAUUAAGUUGGAGUGCCAAGAACAGAAGGAACUGAAGAAUUUAGGAAGAUCGGGAAGGAAGAAGGCUAGUGGGGCGGGGGCGAGGGGAGCUGGGAAGGGGGAUACCGGUAAUGUUGAUCACAUAACGGGUAUUGGUCCGAAGAAUGGUGUCCAGAGAACAGGAUGA
Molecule: messenger RNA, 231 nt
Organism: Enterobius vermicularis (human pinworm)
Lineage: Eukaryota; Metazoa; Nematoda; Chromadorea; Rhabditida; Oxyuridae
Source: the annotation of a GenBank genome assembly